Messenger RNA from Triticum aestivum (bread wheat), 1328 nucleotides. RefSeq names its product MADS-box transcription factor 23. The record is from RefSeq and is a predicted model, not a curated record. Gene Ontology annotation, biological process: positive regulation of transcription by RNA polymerase II. Gene Ontology annotation, cellular component: nucleus. The transcript has 8 exons. Gene Ontology annotation, molecular function: protein dimerization activity; DNA-binding transcription factor activity; RNA polymerase II transcription regulatory region sequence-specific DNA binding. NCBI's taxonomy places the organism in Eukaryota, Viridiplantae, Streptophyta, Magnoliopsida, Poales, Poaceae. Bases 322 to 1032 code for a protein of 236 amino acids.
AGGGGAAAAGGGUCGGUCCAUACCUAACUUUGCCAAGCCUUUCUCAGGAAAUUGAGCCAAGAAAGGGUAAGCUUCGUACAAUAUUCCAGGAUCACAUGCACCAUCUAUGGCCCUUGGUCCGUGCAUGAUCCGACGUGUCAUUUCACGAUUCGCUGGGAUGACGAGACCUGAGGCGGAGUGGGGUACAAGUACUAGCAUAGUAUACCCGUGCUUCUUUCCAAACGAAACCCAGGUGACCAACUCCUCAUCUCUCCGCUAGUAAAUAUCUCCAGUUAGCCGGCCACGGUUGCUCUCUGCCAUCUGAAUCUCCGGUCGUACGUCAUGGUCCGGGGAAAGACGGUGAUCGAGAAGAUCAAAAACACCACAAGCCGGCAGGUGACCUUCUCCAAGAGGAAGGGUGGGCUGUUCAAGAAAGCCAGGGAGCUGGGCGUGCUCUGUGAUGCGCAGGUAGGGGUGCUCCUCUUCUCCAACACAGGACGCCUCUACGACUACUCCAACUCCAACUCCGGGAUGAAAUCACUACUUGAAAGAUACCAACAGGUUAAGGAGGGUCAACAAUUCAUGAGUGCAAGCGCACAAGCUAAGUUUUGGCAAGCAGAGGGAGAACGUUUGAGGCAGCAACUACAUAACUUGCAAGAAAAUAAUAGGCAAUUGUUGGGACAACAUUUAUCUGGCUUAGGUUUGGAAGACUUAAGUGGUUUAGAGAAGCAACUAGAAACGAGCCUGCAUAACAUUCGACUAGCAAAGGACCAACUUACGAUUGAUGAAAUUGAAGAGUUCAAUAAGAAGGGAAACCUCGUACACCAAGAAAAUGUUGAGCUGCACAAGGAACUAAAUAUCAUUCAUCAAGAGAAUAUAUAUUUGCAAAGCAAGCUAAAUGGGCAGCCAGAAGCAAAUGGGGCGAUUACAAGUUCUUCUAGCCAGUGCAGCAUUGCUGCUCGAGAUGGUGCAAAUCUAGUUCGUUUGGAACUCAGCAAACCACAUCAUGCGGAAAAGGAUGAGGAACCAGAAUCACCAACACUGGGUCUUUGACUACCAGCGGACUGAUGGACGAGGCCAGAAGUUUCUACUAAAAGCUGAAAGGUCUUUCAGAUGAUCGACCGGAGUAUUGAUGUGGCUAUUCUAUUCUCAAUCAAAUGCUAGUUGUUGUUUCCAGUACGUCUACCCAUGAAUUGUACAUAUAAAAUUUGAUUGUGAGAUUUGCAACUUGCUCCAGGUAAUUUUCUUUUUCUUGUUCUCAAAAUAUGAUAGUACUUGUGGCUAGCAAAGGAACGAGAACAUCAUUAUUGAAUCCCUAGACUCCAUAAACAUGCAUUCAUAUCCAUGUA